Messenger RNA from Diaporthe batatas, 567 nucleotides. RefSeq lists its product as uncharacterized. The transcript has a single exon. Bases 1 to 567 code for a protein of 188 amino acids. The record is from RefSeq and is a predicted model, not a curated record. NCBI's taxonomy places the organism in Eukaryota, Fungi, Ascomycota, Sordariomycetes, Diaporthales, Diaporthaceae.
AUGAAGUCCGUCGCAGUCCUCACAGCCAUCAUCGGCCUCGCCGCAGGCCACGGCAUCGUGACGUCCCCUCCCGCUCGACAAGUCGGCGACGCCUUCAAGACCGCCUGCGGCGAGCAGCCGUUCAACAACCAGAAGGGCGACCCCUAUGGGAACCAGCAGCAGCUCGAGCAGAACGCCGCCUCGCAGAAGGACUUCAACGCGACGUCGUGUCAGUUCUUCAUGUGCAAGGGGUACCAGCUCGCAGACAACACGGCCAACGUGCAGACGUUCACGGCGGGCCAGACCGUGCAGAUGAAGGUUGACAUCCGGGCGCCCCACACGGGCGACGCCAACGUGAGCGUGAUCGACCUGGCGACCAACACGGUCAUCGGGCAGCCCAUGAUCGAGUUCCAGAACUAUGCCAGCACGAGCACGGGCGUUGCCAAGAACAACACCGACUUUGAGAUCACGAUGCCUGACGUGGCGGGGCCGUGUGGCGAGGUCGGCAAGUGCGCGGUGCAGUGGUGGUGGGACAGCAGGGAGGCGGACCAGACCUACAUGAGCUGUAUUGACUUCACCAUGGCUUGA